AUGGCGCCAACUUUUGAAUAUGAUGCUGGAGAGGCGGAGGCUGGUUCUGACGGCGGCGAGCCCGCAACGGUAGCAGCGGAAGGGUUGUCCUUUCGAGAUGGGGCAAGCUCGGAAAAUGCUGGCACCGUUCGCUCGGACCUUUCCGGGACGCUUCAGUCCCCGUCCAGUGUCACCUUGUCUAAAAGACAUGAGGCCGCGAAGCGGGUGCCGUGCAGGGGAGUGAGUUUCUCUAGCAGUCCCAUCGCUUCAAGAACCCGGCGACUUGGGGGUCGCUCGGGCUGGUAUGGAUGCAACUUGACCGGCUCCUACGGGGCGUCGGGUACUCCACCUCUUCGCGCACAGAGAAUCGUUGCAAGGAAGGGAUCAAGCAGCUAUAUGGGUUUUGCCUUGGACCGGCAAGGGACACGAAGGAGCGACGACAUGACAUGUCUCUCUCAGUGUGAACGUGGCACGUGCGGUACAGGCACAACAUCGACUCCUCUCAAUAAUGCUGCUCUGACGACAGGGCUAUUCUCCAUCCCAACAGCAAUAAUGGUCCAGGAUGAUCAGAGAUGGAGCUACGGGUUAACGGGAGAAGAGGGCCGAUGCAGUGAGGCUUCGCACAGCUCGCUAGCAUGUUGGUUUGUCCGGCAGAUGCAGGCAGAGACGGCGUACGGCAUCAACCCUGUAAGGUCCGCAAAAACAGUUCUGUGGUUAUGUGCCGUGAGUGCGUUGUUCUUCAUAUGCAUGGGUGCAUGGCUUUUAGUGGAAGAUACCCAUCAUAUUGAAUGCAAGCUAAACUACGAAUACAAUGAAGAUGGCUCAAGGUAUAUGCUGAAGGGUAUUUCUGGCGCGCACUGUACAAGAGAUGUUGCAGAACUGGAGGGUCCUGUGAUCAACGUCUAUGUUGAGAUGCAGAAUUUCUUUCAAAAUGAUGCCCAAGUUGUUUGGAGCCGCAGUGCACGACAGCUUGCGGGCACCAUUUUCACCCGACCUGAGGACGUCCGCGAGUGUGAGCCUCUCGUCACUGCCAUCGUUGAACAUGUACAGAAGGUGUUACAUCCGUGUGGAGUGCUUGCGUGGAACGUUCUGACGGAUAAGUUUCAGUUCCUGGCAGGAAUGCCUGACGGUGACAAUGACGAAGUACCUAUUGCCUUACUGCCACUCAAUCAAGCACAACAUGUCUUAUUGGAAUCAUGGCCGUGGCAGGAUAUGUACAAGAAUCCAGCCCGCGACGAACGCGCUGCAGUGCUGGACAAAGUAUACUUCUGGAUGAGUGCCGACGACAACGCCGCUGACGAGCGCACACAUAAAAGCCGAGAGGAAGCACGUGCUGAACUCCUGGUGGAUCGGCUCAACUACGAGGAAGCGGGAGAAAUGGUGGAGAACGGCCAUUUCAUCCAGUGGAUGCAGACAGCAGCCCUGGGAACGUUUCGGAAACUGUAUGGCAGGCUGGAAGGCCCGCUCAAGCUUCCUGUAUCUGCGCACAUCACUGUCAUGCUCGACGUGAUGUCAUGGAAUGGAAAGAAGGCAAUUGUUCUGGUUCAGAAUUCUAGAUUCGGGGGUCGUUCGCUAUUCAUUGGUUUAGCGUACAUCACUCUCGGAUGCGUGCUCUCGAUGUUUGUGUUCGUGUUACUCUGGAAAAUGUGGCAGGGCCCGAGAGGGGGUGAAAAAAGUGGCACCACACGAUGGGAGCAGAAAUUCAGCAAAGAGAGCGAGAAGAUGGACUAA
Molecule: messenger RNA, 1710 nt
Organism: Besnoitia besnoiti
Lineage: Eukaryota; Apicomplexa; Conoidasida; Eucoccidiorida; Sarcocystidae
Exons: 1
Coding region: 1-1710 (569 amino acids)
Cellular component (GO): Golgi apparatus; plasma membrane; endoplasmic reticulum
Source: RefSeq, a predicted model, not a curated record